This is a messenger RNA of Lathyrus oleraceus (garden pea), 1358 nucleotides long. Its product is annotated as choline-phosphate cytidylyltransferase 2. Gene Ontology annotation, biological process: CDP-choline pathway. Gene Ontology annotation, molecular function: phosphatidylcholine binding; choline-phosphate cytidylyltransferase activity. The transcript is spliced from 8 exons. Bases 155 to 1078 code for a protein of 307 amino acids. Lineage: Eukaryota; Viridiplantae; Streptophyta; Magnoliopsida; Fabales; Fabaceae. The record is from RefSeq and is a predicted model, not a curated record.
GGUUUAAGACCAAAAAAAUAAAAGAUGCGGCAAAAUUUAAAAAGCAAAAUAAAAAUUGAAGAAAAAGCGGAAUUAACGCGGAAUCGCAAGUGAGCGUUAGUAAAUUAAAAAAGAGAAAGAAAGCCGAGAACAAAAAUAUCGAUCGAGACGGAAAAUGACAUCAUCAUCCACCAUCCCCCAUCUUCCUCCGCCCGAAGACCGCCCCGUUCGCGUCUACGCCGAUGGCAUCUACGAUCUCUUCCAUUUCGGCCACGCUCGUUCCCUUGAACAAGCCAAAAAAUCAUUUCCGAACACGUACCUUCUCGUUGGAUGCUGCAGCGAUGCAGUAACACAUAAAUAUAAAGGCAAAACCGUCAUGACUGAAGAUGAACGUUAUGAAUCUCUCCGUCACUGCAAAUGGGUGGAUGAAGUGAUCCCGGAUGCACCUUGGGUUACCAAUCAGGAGUUUCUUGACAAAAACAAUAUUGAUUUUGUAGCUCAUGACUCUCUUCCAUAUGCUGAUACCAGUGGUGCUGCAAAUGAUGUUUAUGAAUUUGUUAAGGCAGUUGGAAAAUUUAAGGAAACACAACGGACUGAAGGUAUAUCUACAUCAGAUAUAAUAAUGAGGAUUGUCAAAGAUUAUAACCAGUAUGUGCUGCGUAACUUGGAUCGAGGGUACUCAAGAAAAGAUCUCGGUGUUAGCUAUGUUAAGGAAAAGCGAUUGCGCGUGAAUAGGAGACUGAAAACGUUGCAAGAGAAAGUAAAAGAACAGCAAGAAAAGAUCCAAACUGUUGCAAAGAAUGCUGGUAUGCAUAGGAAUGAGUGGGUGGAAAAUGCUGAUCGUAUGGUUGCUGGAUUUCUAGAAAUGUUUGAAGAAGGUUGCCAUAAGAUGGGAACUGCCAUAUGUGAUCGAAUUCAAGAAAGCUUAAGAGGUCAGCAAUCAAAUGAUGAUUCAUUUCUUCAAAAUGGCACGGAUGAUGAGGAUGAAGAGUAUUACGAUGAUCAUGAAGAGGAUAGUGAUGAAGAGUACUUUGAAGAAUAUUUUGAUAACAAUGAGCUUAAUCCCCAGAAUAAUGGGAAAGACAUGAACAAAACGUAGGCAUGCAUAAAUGAAUUUGCUAGAUUCUUGUCAGAAUAUGCUUAGCAACCUCCCAUGAGAUUUAUGCUGCAAAAUUCUGUACUUAGUCUUGUAUCAAGAAACAUGCUUCAAUGUUGCAGAAGGGACCUUCCAUUUUGCUGGCGCGGUCCAAAUUUUCAGCAUUACAUCUUGAUAUUACAUGAAAGUGUUGUUUGUAUACCAGCCCUGUUUUUUUUUGUGUGUCUGACUAGAUAUGUAUAAUUGACUUAAUGAUAGUGAAAAUUUGGUCCUUUCCUUUUCA